Trichoderma gamsii is the source of this 2931-nucleotide messenger RNA. Its product is annotated as phosphatidylethanolamine N-methyltransferase. Gene Ontology annotation, biological process: phosphatidylcholine biosynthetic process. The record is from RefSeq and is a predicted model, not a curated record. The transcript has 3 exons. The coding region runs from base 1 to 2931 and encodes 976 amino acids. Gene Ontology annotation, molecular function: phosphatidylethanolamine N-methyltransferase activity. Lineage: Eukaryota; Fungi; Ascomycota; Sordariomycetes; Hypocreales; Hypocreaceae.
AUGAGCACGGCCGCUGACAUCUCAGCCGGAGGAGCUGAGCUGCGGCACCGGCAAGUCCAAGAGGCUUUGCUGAACGAGAGCGAAGGUGUUAGCCCUGGCUCUACAAAGCCAAUGGAGCCGCUGGCGGCUGAUCAGGCUGUUCCAGAAGGUGGCAUUAACAAAACAAAGAAGACAUUUGGUCGUACACCAGAUGGGACAGUAUUCGUUGUGCCAACCACGCAUGACAUGGUUUCACAGCUUCUUGACCCGCGACAGCCCAAGAACCUUUCAGAUGUUGUCGUAUUGGCUAUCCUAGGAUUGCAUAUUCUGGCGGCGUACUUCCUUCCGACUGGCUACAAACGCCCCGUAUUUGCAGCUCUUUUCCUAUUCUGGAGAGCCUGCUACAACGUUGGAAUUGGCAUCCUGCUACACAUACAAUCUCAUCACCGGCGCCUCAUUACCUGGGCUCAGCGAUGGAAGCUGUUCGAGCAUCCCAGCACCGGCAACAAUCCUCGUCCAUGGCUGUACAAAUUGCUCAAGCGAGAGCUUGAAGCCAAGAUUCCCGAAGACUAUGAGUUCGAGAAAGCUCCCAUCGAGUACAACACCUGGCUCGUCUUCCGAAGAGUUGUCGAUCUCAUCUUGAUGUGUGACUUUGUGUCUUAUUGUCUGUUUGCCAUUGUUUGUGGCCACUCUCCGAAGGGCGAGAACAUGCUGAUUGGAGUUGCACGAUGGCUUCUCGGUAUUACACUUGUCGGAUUUAACCUCUGGGUUAAGCUCGAUGCCCAUCGCGUUGUCAAAGAUUUUGCCUGGUACUGGGGAGAUUUCUUCUACCUCAUCGAUCAAGAUCUCACAUUCGACGGCGUCUUUGAGAUGGCUCCUCACCCCAUGUACUCAAUCGGCUACGCUGGCUACUACGGGAUCUCGAUGAUGGCCGCCAGCUAUGAGGUGCUCUUCAUCUCUAUCCUCGCCCAUCUCGCCCAGUUCGCGUUCCUCGUAACUGUGGAAAAUCCCCACAUUGACAAGAUCUACAACCCUCCUGCUCCAAGGGAAAAGAAUGUGAAUAGGAGCCCAGCCGAUUCUACCGUGACCUUUGAUCUCCCGGGGGAUAAUGAUUUCACGCGAUCUGCUUCCAUCUCUCAAAAGGACAUGCCGGUGGACGUGCACAAUCUGGUUGGCCUUAACAAUAUGGAUCUAUUCCGGGUGCCUGACUUUGUUGUCGUCAUUCUCCCGAUAUACGUCGCAAUCCUCACUUUCACGACUCCCAGCACUGCUAUGUGGAAAGCCUUCUUCGUCGCUCAUGCACUGGCAUGGCGGUUAUGGUAUCACGCCGGUCUGGGCUUCGUGUUGGAUCGCCAAUCGAAAUCCAAGAUGUGGACCCGUCACUUUCUUAAGUAUGGUGAGAGUGCCGGCGAGGCCUGGCGCCAGUGGAAAGCCAUGUAUCACAUUAGCAUGAUCAUGUGCAACACCGCCUUCGUUGCUGCGUGCUGGAAGAUGUACAACACACCUGAGGACUGGGGCUACGGUUUGGCCCUUUUCAAGCAUGUUCUUGGAGCCGGAUUGAUUGCUUUGCAGCUGUGGACAGCUUUCAGCGUCUACGAUUCACUGGGUGAAUUUGGUUGGUUCUGCGGCGACUUCUUCUUUGACCACGAGGCCAAGCUUACAUAUACAUCCAUCUAUCGAUUCCUGAACAACCCGGAGAGAGUGUUUGGCACCGCUGGCAUCUGGGGUGCUGCUCUCAUUACAUGGAGUCGAGCCAUCUUCAUCAUUGCCCUGGUCACACAGAUCCUAAAUGUCGCGGUCAUUGCGCUCGUCGAGCGACCUCAUAUGCAGAAGAUUUAUGGAAGAAGCAUGCGACAAGAGGCAGGCCUUACGAAAUUCAUCAAGCGAUCAUUGCCCCCUCCAGUCAAGGUAUGGCAGGAAAGUGUCGAUAAGGUCCUUGAUGAUACUUCACAUUUCGUCGAAGACUUUUUGGACAGUGCCCGCCCCAAGUUUGCUUCUGGUGUCAAGACCAUCGUCCGAGAUACGUCCGCUCUCUUCAAUGUAGCACCUGCUCGCCUCACAAUCACCCGAAUCGCUUCCGACAUGGCAGGCCUGGAUCCCAAACAUUAUUCCCUUGCCAUUGAGGGAACGCAGCCUCAUCUGUCGACUAUUGACGAGCGUGCAACCGGCAAAGAGAGCUUUUCAGGACGGUUCCCCAAGCCAGUCAAGACCAAGACCUAUGAAUACGGUGCCCCUCUGCGAGUCAAGUGGCGAGCUCCCGCAAACCACAGCAAAGAAGACUGGAUUGGCCUGUACAUGGUGACGGACAAUCGCUCACGAGAGACGACUGAGGUUUCAUCUUUGGGCAGAUGGAGUCCCACCUGCACUGGCGCCUACGACGCUUCCAUGGCAAACAAUAGUAUCCUUGUUAAAGAGCAUACUGUGGCUAAAAAUGAUCCCUCCGAUCCUGAUAUGAUGGAAGGCGAAGUUGUGUUCCAGGGCGAUAAGCUAUGGUGGACGCAGGGUGUCUUUGAAUUUAGAUACCACCACGAUGGACGCCACACAGUCAUGAGCAUCUCAGAGCCCUUUGAAAUCCGCAUCAGCAAGUUUGCCGAAGAAGAUGUCGAAGUUGACGUUGGCACCAAGGCCAUGUACGCCAAAGCUAUCGAGUCGUCUCUCCUGCCAAUUAUUCAAAACUGCCUGGACCGCGAUGAUGACAUUGCACCAAGUACUGUGGAUGAGAGCUUUGGCAGCCAUGUAGAGCGAGACGGUAAAUAUGCCAAGAGAAUCGUCUACGCUAUCCGAGAAAUGUUUGGCGUUGAAUUUGCGCCGGCCGUCGUUCUGGCAGACCGAAACGUGAGGAAGCUAGCAUGGAGAAUAUGCAAUGCCAAGGAAGUACUGGCACCAUACAGCAUGUCACACUCAAAGGGCGCAACAACACCAGCCAACCAAGAAGCUGCCGAGAAAAUUUGA